AUGGCGAGCUUCCUUCCCAGGAUUGCCCCUAGCUGGACACGCAGGCUAGGGGCCACAUCGCGGCUAAGGGAUCUGUUGUCUGCCUGCCAAAGCACCCGCCUCACUUCAACACGGUCCUGGCCACCCCCAGCGCGGCCGCAACCACUAGAAGUACGUCAUGGGAAGCUCCUCACACUAUCUGGGGCAGGCUAUAGGGCGGGCUACCGUAACAUUCAUAUACCGACGGUCCUCCUGCCACCAGUGCUUUUCACGGGGCUAUUGGUGGGGCUAUGGAUUUGGAAAUGUAUCAUGAUGGUGGUCUUCCAGAACAAGAUUAUUUACAUGCCUAGCUUACCACCUACAUCUCGCAGGGAACAGAUCAGCAACUGGGCGAGUAUGUGUGGAGGUGUUGAGUGGGCCGAAGAGACGACGGUUGCCGCAGAUGGAACGAAGCUUACCAUGGCCAUGACAACCGUCCCGUUGCCGAGAGGAAGACGCCCGGCCGCUAGAGCCCCGGAGAAGCCUCCAACUGAGCAUGCCUAUGUCCUUUAUUUUCAGGGGAACGCCUCAUCAAUACCACCACGGUUGCCGGACCUGUCUUGGGUGCUUCGGGCUGUCAGCGAUAGCAAAGCCUAUGACCUAGCGCCAAUGAGGUUGACAUUUGUUUGCUUGAGCUACCGGGGCUACUGGACUUCACGGGGCCGGCCCUCAGAGCCCGGUCUUCGACUUGAUGCGGAAGCCGGAAUACAGUGGAUCGCCGAAAAGCACGAGCAAGUCUUCGGAAAGGACGGGACUAUUCGCCCCAUUUUACUUCUUUGGGGCCAGAGUAUCGGGUCAGGGGUUGCAACGAACCUUGCAGCUACUGGCCGAAUCUCUUCCAGAAUGCCGAUCAGCGGCCUCCUGUUAGAAACUCCGUUUGUGUCUAUCCGGGAGAUGCUCGAGACGCUGUAUCCUCAGAAGUGGUUGCCGUAUAAGUACCUUUGGCCGUUCCUCCGAAAUCACUUAGAUAGUUGGGGCAACCUGGGUAUCAUAGCCCAGGCAUACCGGGACAGCGGACGGACAGCACCAAUGGUUCAUAUUUUAGAGGCGGGAAGAGAUGAGCUUGUUCCCAAGGAGCAGGGCGAAGAACUCUAUAAAAGGUGUGUGGAGCUCGGUUUACCCUUUGAAAAGGAAGCUGUGCCUACGGCAUACCACCAGCAGGCAAUCGCGAGAGGGGAUGGGAAGAAAUUGGCAGCCCAUGCGAUCCUCAAAUUGAUCAAAAAGGCAAGAGACAACAAUUGA
Messenger RNA from Dichotomopilus funicola, 1260 nucleotides. RefSeq names its product Alpha/Beta hydrolase protein. Gene Ontology annotation, molecular function: palmitoyl-(protein) hydrolase activity. The record is from RefSeq and is a predicted model, not a curated record. Gene Ontology annotation, cellular component: membrane. Bases 1 to 1260 code for a protein of 419 amino acids. The transcript has 3 exons. Lineage: Eukaryota; Fungi; Ascomycota; Sordariomycetes; Sordariales; Chaetomiaceae.